This is a messenger RNA of Dermochelys coriacea (leatherback sea turtle), 2364 nucleotides long. It is a transcript of the gene ZBTB26, whose product is annotated as zinc finger and BTB domain containing 26. Gene Ontology annotation, molecular function: protein binding. The record is from RefSeq and is a predicted model, not a curated record. The transcript is spliced from 3 exons. Lineage: Eukaryota; Metazoa; Chordata; Testudines; Dermochelyidae. Bases 510 to 1829 code for a protein of 439 amino acids.
UGGGGGUGUAGGACUCAGCCCCUCUUGUGAGGGGUGGAUUUUUAGACCAUUUUUCCUCAGGGUCCUGAACCAACUACUAAGCCAAGGGGGGGCGUGGAAGAGACUUUCUAUGUGGGCGAAUAAUCCCAUCAUUGUCCCCAUGGGACUUUUUGCUUUUCCCUCUAGCAGCUGAUAGUGUGAGUGUCAGACCCAGGACACUGGUCUACAUGGCCACUGGGCUGAUCAGGAUUCGUCCUUUUAUAUAGUGGAAUUACAUAAAGUAAAAAAACUAGGAAAGGUCUAAUAGCGCAUCAGCUGAAAUUACUUGUAAGAGCAAGGUGCAGCCACCCAAGAGGGGAUGAGAAAAGGAAGAAAAUGAUGCUACCCCUUGUUAUUGGUUGCAAAGCCCCAAAGAAAGAUGGAGCCAAAUGCAGGUAAUUCAUCCAGAAUCUUUUAAACUGGUAACACAUUGAGCAAUUUACAGAAACCUUCUCGGUGAUGCUUGAACAAGAAAACUAAGAUCUGCCAAAAUGUCCGAAAGAUCAGAUAUCCUUCACUUCAAGUUUGACAAUUAUGGAGAUUCAAUGUUACAAAAAAUGAACAAACUGAGGGAAGACAAUAAGUUUUGUGAUGUUGUAGUUCACAUAGACAAUGUUGAGGUUCAUGGGCAUAAAAUCGUGUUUGCUGCAGGCUCCCCCUUUUUAAGGGAUCAGUUUUUGUUGAAUGACUCCAGAGAGGUUAAAAUUUCCAUUCUGCAGAGUUCGGAAGUGGGGAGGCAGUUGCUUUUGUCCUGCUACAGUGGCAUUCUGGAGUUUCCUGAGAUGGAGCUGGUAAAUUACUUGACUGCUGCAAGCUUUCUUCAGAUGAGCCACAUUGUGGAACGAUGUACACAGGCUCUCUGGAAGUUUAUAAAACCUAAGAAGUCAUUGGAGAGCAAGGAGGAUUGUGAACAGCAAAGCGAUUCUUCUGAGUUGAAAGAACACCAAGGAGAUGAGGACACUCUGCAACAGGAUUCACUAUGUAUUCAAACCUCAGAAGACAGCAUGGACAUGGAAGAUAGUGACAUUCAGAUUGUCAAGGUGGAGUCUAUUGGGGAGGUGUCUGAGGUUAGAAAUAAAAAAGAUCAAACCCAGUUUAUUUCUUCUGAACAAACUGCUUUACAUUCAUCAGAGCCUCAGCACUUUUUAAUCAAUUCCACUGUGGAAAACAGAACGAGUGAAAUAGAACAAAAUCAUCUCCACAACUAUGCCCUUUCUUACACUGGCAGUGACAGUUUCAUCGUGGACUCGAAAGACAUGUUUGGUCCUAACAAUAGAGGUAUAGACAAAGGUCUCCAAUGGCACCACCAGUGUCCCAAGUGUACCAGAGUAUUCCGGCACUUGGAAAACUAUGCUAAUCAUUUAAAAAUGCAUAAACUGUUCAUGUGUCUGCUGUGCGGUAAGACGUUCACUCAGAAAGGCAAUCUCCACCGACAUAUGAGAGUGCAUGCAGGGAUCAAACCUUUUCAGUGUAAGAUCUGUGGGAAAACCUUCUCUCAGAAAUGUUCUUUACAGGACCAUCUAAACCUGCACAGUGGAGACAAGCCUCAUAAAUGUAACUAUUGUGACAUGGUCUUUGCACAUAAACCUGUUCUGAGGAAACACCUUAAACAAUUACAUGGAAAAAAUAGUUUUGACAAUGCCAAUGAAAGAAAUGUUCAAGAUAUAACGGUGGACUUUGAUUCUUUCAGCUGUAGCACUGCUACAGACAGUAAGGUCUGUCAACAAGCUGAUGCAAGCCAGAUACUGGAUGCAGGGAAAUUGGCUCAGGCUGUGCUCAAUUUAAGGAGCGAUAGCACCUGUGUCAAUUAAGCAUUCCAAGCAGCCCUUUGUAGGCAUCAUGAAGAAAGAAACAAAAGGUUGGAUUUGGGCUUUCACCAGAGCAGAUGGUAUGCCCUGAAAGGUUGUGUACAGAUUGAAUUACAAAACCUAGCAGGUUGUCAGCCUUCAUUCUAGUCUUAUUCUCUGUGACUAGUAAUCCUCAUACAGAGUUUCUGUGUGUCCCUACUGGUGAGCAUGGGAUUAAAUUUUGGAUUUGUUACAUUUUGGAUAAUUUAAUCUGAUUUGGAGUUAUGGGACUGUCACCUUUUGAAGAACUCUUGCUGUGGGCAGUCACUAGUUAAACUAUGCUGUACAGUUAAAGGCCUGUGUAUGUCUGGGCAGAUAGAAGAAACAACCGAGAGGAUGAGUCUGUGAGAUAAAACCUGACAUUUUCAAAAAGCACUGGAUAACUGAGAAUUAUGUAGUUCAACUGCUAAUUUGUUUUUCUGUUAAAACUUCAGUUAUUUGCCUUCCAAUCUUACCCAAAUCCCUAAAGUUAAAAUUAAAUACUUUUUUCCAUGUGUCA